This is a messenger RNA of Oldenlandia corymbosa var. corymbosa, 177 nucleotides long. Lineage: Eukaryota; Viridiplantae; Streptophyta; Magnoliopsida; Gentianales; Rubiaceae. The record is from the annotation of a GenBank genome assembly.
GCUUCACUUCCCUUGGUAUUGGGAUAGUUUAUCCUAAGCUGCCAUCCUAUGUUCAUUUUCCGAAUGGUAGCAGGUUUGAGAAGUUCACUAGCACUCUUUUAAUUCCCAGACAUAUAUGGCAAAAGUUGCAUUCAAGCAAGAGCAUGAUUUUGGUCUGUUUUGGACUUCUGCAUUAUU